CUUCACGAACAGAACCGUCUGGCCGGGCUCCUGUUUUCUGAGGGUUUCCUAAAAGGCGAGCACCCGGCCCUUCCCCGCUUCCGCCCCGGCUGCGGUUGCCGGCGGGGCUCUGGAGGGAAGCGACUCUGCGGAGCCGCGGUCACCUCCGGAGGUCCUCGCCCCUCAGUCCCUUUAUUCCCGAAGCCUGGCCCGGCCGUGCCGGGCGCCCUGGGAAGGCGGGGAUGGUUCCGAUGGAGACGCAGCUGCAGAGCAUUUUUGAGGAGGUGGUGAAGACGGAAAUUAUAGAAGAGGCUUUCCCCGGCAUGUUUAUGGAUACCCCUGAAGAUGAAAAAACAAAACUAAUUAGCUGUUUGGCGGCCUUCAGACAAUUUUGGGGUGGUCUUUCUCAGGAAUCUCAUGAACAAUGUAUCCAGUGGAUUGUUAAAUUUAUUCAUGGCCAGCAUAGUCCUAAGAGAAUCUCUUUUCUUUAUGACUGCUUAGCAAUGGCAGUUGAGACUGGUCUUCUUCCACCCAGGAUGGUUUGUGAAUCCCUAAUCAAUUCUGACAGUCUUGAAUGGGAAAGAACACAGCUGUGGGCCUUAACAUUUAAACUAGUUCGGAAAAUAAUUGGGGGAGUGGAUUAUAAGGGUGUUCGAGAUCUCUUAAAAGUGAUUUUGGAGAAAAUUUUGACAAUUCCUAAUACAGUGAGCUCUGCUGUUGUACAGCAGCUUCUGGCAGCAAGAGAGGUUAUAGCAUAUAUUUUGGAAAGAAAUGCCUGCUUAUUACCAGCGUAUUUUGCAGUCACAGAAAUCAGGAAACUAUACCCUGAGGGAAAACUUCCACACUGGUUACUUGGAAACCUGUUAUCAGACUUUGUGGAUACUUUCAGGCCCACAGCAAGGAUAAAUUCCAUUUGUGGCCGCUGCAGUCUUCUGCCAGUUGUAAAUAACUCAGGCGCCAUUUGUAAUUCAUGGAAAUUGGACCCUGCUACCCUUCGUUUUCCUUUGAAAGGCCUUUUGCCAUAUGAUAAGGAUCUGUUUGAACCACAGACUGCUUUGUUGAGAUAUGUAUUGGAGCAGCCUUAUUCCAGGGAUAUGGUCUGCAAUAUGCUAGGUUUAAAUAAGCAGACCUUGAACAUUGCUCAGCAUAAGCAGCGCUGCCCUGUGCUGGAGGACCAGCUGGUGGAUCUGGUGGUUUAUGCUAUGGAGCGAUCCGAGACUGAAGAGAAGUUCGACGACGGGGGAACCAGUCAGCUCCUGUGGCAGCAUCUCUCGAGUCAGCUCAUUUUCUUUGUGCUUUUCCAGUUUGCAAGUUUUCCACAUAUGGUUCUUUCCCUUCAUCAGAAGUUAGCAGGACGAGGACUGAUAAAAGGCAGAGAUCAUCUGAUGUGGGUUCUCCUGCAAUUCAUUUCCGGAAGUAUUCAGAAAAAUGCACUAGCUGAUUUUCUCCCUGUCAUGAAGCUCUUUGACUUGCUGUACCCAGAAAAAGAAUGUAUCCCAGUUCCUGAUAUUAACAAACCUCAGUCAACUCACGCCUUUGCAAUGACUUGCAUUUGGAUUCAUCUUAAUAGAAAAGCUCAAAAUGACAACUCAAAGCUACAGAUUCCAAUACCCCAUUCCUUAAAACUUCACCACGAGUUUCUCCAGCAGAGCCUGAGAAAUAAAAGUUUACAAAUGAACGACUAUAAGAUUGCCCUGUUAUGUAAUGCAUACUCUACAAAUUCAGAGUGUUUUACGUUACCAAUGGGAGCGCUGGUAGAAACCAUUUAUGGAAAUGGAAUUAUGAGGAUACCUCUCCCUGGAACUAGCUGUUUGGCUUCAGGAUCUAUUACUCCCUUACCAAUGAACCUCCUGGAUUCACUGACAGUUCAUGCUAAAAUGAGCCUUAUUCAUAGCAUCGCAACCAGAGUGAUAAAACUUGCUCAUGCAAAGUCCAGUGUGGCCUUGGCUCCAGCCCUAGUGGAAACUUACAGUCGUUUAUUGGUCUAUAUGGAGAUAGAGUCUUUGGGCAUCAAAGGAUUUAUCAGUCAGCUUUUGCCAACUGUUUUCAAGUCACACGCAUGGGGGAUCUUACACACACUCCUUGAAAUGUUCAGCUACCGGAUGCACCACAUUCAGCCGCAUUACAGAGUUCAGCUCCUGAGCCAUCUUCAUACUUUGGCUGCUGUUGCACAAACCAACCAGAACCAGCUCCACCUCUGUGUUGAGAGCACUGCUCUCAGGCUUAUAACAGCAUUAGGUAGCUCGGAGGUACAGCCACAGUUUACACGCUUCCUCAGUGAUCCCAAAACAGUGCUGUCAGCAGAAUCUGAAGAACUAAACCGUGCCUUGAUAUUGACCUUAGCUAGAGCAACUCACGUAACAGAUUUUUUUACAGGUUCUGAUUCCAUUCAGGGAACUUGGUGUAAAGACAUACUUCAGACCAUCAUGAGUUUUACUCCUCAUAAUUGGGCUUCACAUACCCUUAGCUGUUUUCCAGGCCCGCUACAGGCAUUCUUCAAACAAAAUAAUGUACCUCAGGAAAGCCGCUUUAAUCUGAAAAAAAAUGUGGAGGAGGAGUACAGGAAGUGGAAGUCAAUGAGCAAUGAAAAUGACAUCAUCACCCACUUUGUGCAGAGCUCCCCUCCUCUCUUUCUUUGUCUUCUCUGGAAAAUGCUCUUGGAAACAGAUCAUAUUAAUCAGAUAGGCUAUAGGGUAUUAGAGAGAAUUGGAGCCAGGGCCUUGGUGGCCCAUGUGAGAACAUUUGCUGAUUUCCUGGUAUAUGAGUUCUCUACCUCCGCAGGGGGUCAGCAACUCAAUAAAUGUAUUGAAAUUCUUAAUGACAUGGUAUGGAAGUACAACAUUGUUACGUUGGACAGAUUAAUUCUUUGCCUGGCCAUGCGUAGUCAUGAAGGAAAUGAAGCCCAGGUGUGUUAUUUCAUAAUUCAGUUACUAUUACUCAAACCAAAUGAUUUUAGAAAUCGCGUAAGUGAUUUUGUGAAGGAAAAUUCCCCAGAGCACUGGCUCCAGAACGACUGGCACACUAAACACAUGAAUUAUCACAAGAAAUAUCCUGAGAAGCUGUAUUUUGAGGGCCUGGCGGAACAGGUUGAACCUCCUGUACAGAUCCAGUCCCCCUACCUGCCCAUCUAUUUUGGAAAUGUGUGUCUACGAUUCCUUCCAGUAUUUGAUAUAGUGAUCCACAGAUUUUUAGAGUUGCUUCCAGUAUCCAAAUCACUGGAGACUUUACUGGAUCACCUAGGAGGCUUAUACAAAUUUCAUGAUCGUCCAGUGACUUAUCUAUAUAAUACUCUGCACUAUUAUGAAAUGCACCUGAGAGAGCGCAAAUUUCUCAAGCGAAAACUUGUCCACGCCAUCAUUGGUUCGCUCAAGGAUAAUCGACCACAGGGCUGGUGUUUAAGUGACACUUACCUAAAAAAUGCCAUGAAUGCACGAGAGGAAAAUCCCUGGGUCCCAGAUGACACCUACUAUUGCAGAUUGAUAGGCAGACUAGUAGAUACGAUGGCUGGCAAAUCUCCUGGUCCCUUCCCAAACUGUGAUUGGAGAUUCAAUGAGUUUCCCAAUCCGGCUGCCCACGCUCUGCACGUCACUUGUGUGGAGCUCAUGGCCUUAACAGUUUCAGGCAAUGAGGUUGGGAAUGCACUUCUAAAUGUUGUCCUGAAAAGUCAGCCCUUAGUGCCAAGAGAGAACAUUACAUCAUGGAUGAAUGCAAUUGGUUUGAUCAUCACUGCCCUACCAGAGCCAUAUUGGAUUGUCCUUCAUGAUCGGAUUGUGAGCGUGAUUAGCAGUCCCAGCCUGACGUCUGAAACCGAGUGGGUGGGCUAUCCAUUCCGCCUCUUUGACUUCACCGCCUGUCAUCAGUCCUACUCUGAGAUGAGCUGUAGCUAUACCUUAGCCCUCGCACAUGCCGUGUGGCACCACUCUAGCAUUGGGCAACUUUCUCUCAUUCCAAAGUUUCUUACUGAAGUACUUCUUCCUAUAGUGAAGACUGAAUUCCAGUUGCUGUAUGUAUACCAUCUUGUAGGACCAUUUUUACAAAGAUUUCAACAAGAACGAACUCGAUGUAUGAUAGAGAUUGGUGUGGCAUUUUAUGACAUGUUGCUGAAUGUGGACCAGUGUAGUGCCCACUUGAAUUACAUGGAUCCCAUCUGUGACUUCCUGUAUCAUAUGAAGUAUAUGUUUACUGGAGACAGUGUGAAAGAGCAAGUAGAGAAGAUUAUCUGUAACUUAAAACCAGCUUUAAAACUUCGUCUGCGGUUCAUCACACACAUUAGCAAGAUGGAACCGGCUGCGGUGCCUCCCCAGGCCGUGAGCAGUGGGUCCCCAGCACCUCAGGCUAACCAGGCGCCAGUGUCUCUGCCUGUGACCCAGUGAAGCCAGAGCGCACUGUGGAGAAAAUGGAAAGGCACCAUGUCUGGAAGUGGACUCCAGUCUGUUACAUCUGAAUGUGACUGAGCUACAGUGAUGUGGGGGAAGGAGCAGGGAUUUUCAGAUUGUUGUAGUUUGAUUCAAAUGGUGAAUCUGUCGACACUUUAUGACUCCCAAAUCAAGUAAGCCACCUACUGUUCAUGUUUGUAACAAUUUAUUAGCGCUACUGAGGAACACAAGUAUCUGCUCAAAUAACUUUUCUAACCAUUUGCAAUCUUUCUAUUGGUUUUGUUUUUAUUAUCGAUGACAUGUUCAGUCAUCAAAUGCAUUAUUUUAAAGGUACCACACAUGUAAACUAGUUACUACAAAUCCUUUGAUACAUACGCCUGCUUUGGUAUAUCCUCAGAUCGAUUGGGAUUUUUAUUGAGUAAAAGACUCUAAAUUUCAGUGCAUUGUAGGAUUUCACGUUCUUUUAAAUAUGGCUUGAGAUUUUACUAUGAAUUUGUAACAUUUCUAUCAAAAUUAGCUGUUUUUUGCCUUUGCUGUGAACUUGAAUUUACUGUAUGAAAUGAGUUAGGAGCCAUUUAAGAAAAUGACCUAUCUGAAAAUUCAUAAACGUAAAUAAAAUCAUGCUUAAAUGGUUGAUAAAUUAAUUGCUUUUGUAAUUUGACACUCUUCACCUAACAGAUGAUGUAAUUCUUUAAAUUUUUAUAAUCUUAAAAUUUUUAAAUAUUUAUAUUUCUAAGUAUAGUUUACAUCUUGACCCUUUAAGGUUUAUUAGUUUUUGAGAGACAGUGUUAAUUAUGGAGGGAAAUGGCAGUGUGCUGUUUCUGGCCGGGACCAGGUUUGAACUUGCCACCUCUGGUAUAUUGGGCCAGCACCCUACUCCUGGAGCCACAGGCACUGCCCAGAAAUGGCAGUGUGAAAGACUUGAACUCUAAUUAAUAAAUUCUGUUGAGUGCAUAAACUGUAUGAUUCUUUUAUGACUUAAUUUGAAAGUAGGUCUGUGUUUCUGUCUGGCAGGGUGCCAACUGAGUUUCAGUUGGGGAAUGGCCUUUUUUAUGGGUUCUAUACUACAUUUGGUGACUGAGAUAGACCUAGGUGUUAAGAGUUAAUGAUUUUUUAAAAAUGAAUUAGUGAACUUAACCAACUAUAUUUCAAAUUCAACAUGUUUCCAAAUACAUUCUUCCUAGAGCUUUAUUUUCUUCAUAGGUCAUAUUUUUGAAUCACUAAAAAAUUACUGGCCUUGUAAGUCCAACUCAAGAUUUGUAUAAUGGCAUAAUUAAUUUUUUAAGACUAAUUUUAAAAUUCCCUGGAAAUUUUUUGCUAGCAAUGAAUUAUUGUUCUUGACAUAGUCUCAAUGUAUUCUUGCUACCUUGAGGAGUGUAUUCCUUUGAGAUCCUAGAAUAGGAUAAUUGUGACACUGGGCAUAUUACACAAACGGGUAAUGAAAAUAUUGUCACUUUCUCAAGAUGUGACAUUCUAAUUAAUUUAUUAAAAAUUCAAUUUUCCCCUUCUAGCUUAACAAAAAUGGGAGCACAAUUUUCCCUGGGUACACUUUAAAUAGAAUUAUCAGAGACUAAUAGAGGACCGAAAUUUUAUUUGCGUUUAAGGUACAGAUGAGGGGGAAAAAUGUCUUGGUGUUUAUUACAUUCUCAAAGUUUUUCUUUUUGAAAAUUACCAAUAACUUUACAGUGACUCCGUCUAAUAGGACAUUCUUCAAUGUCCUAUGCCUGUGGUAUUCAAUAUGUAGUUACAGAGCUACAUGUGGCUCUUAGGCAUUUGAAAUGUGGAACUAAAUUUUUAAUUUCAUUAAGUUUUAGUUAAUAUAAAUGACCACAUGUGGCUAAUGUAUUGGACAAUGAACUAUUGAGCAAAGACCUAGCAAUUAGACUCAAAGGGUAAAUUUAAAAUUCUGAGUUAUAUGUGAAAAAUCAGAUUAUAGGGGCUCUUAAACGUAUAGUGGUUAAAAUACCACCACAAUAAAAAUCCUUUCCUAGAGCCUACUUUAUGCCAGAGUCCCCUUGGAUUUUUAUGUAAGUUGGGAGCACAGGAGAAAGUUGUGUUUCCCUUGUUUUGAUUGCAGUUUAUUCUCAUUUGUUUCUUUUUAAUUUUUUUCUAAUUUCGGAUUAAUACGAGAGUACCUACAAUUAGAGUACAUUACCUCUCAUUUGUUUUUUUCUAUUUUCCUUACUAUAUUCCAGAGCCCAGAUGAGUUUUUAGAAUGUAGCUUCUAACACAUGUUAUAAUUGCAAUGAGUGAAGGGUGAAAUGUCUAGAAACCACAGAUAAUUUUAGAUGAAAUCCUCAUCUGAAUUAGCAGCUUUUAUAUACAAAAUGGAUGUUUGAUUUCUCUGGCUCUUGAGUAGACUUUAGGGAUUAUCUUCUACCACCCAAAAGGCUACCUGACUAGGAACCAUGCUUAAAAUACUAAUCAAUAUCAUUUUGAGACUUAGAAAAGCAAAACACAGACAUGUAACACUAAAACUUGGAGAUUUCCCAAGCCUAGGAUUAGUCAUUGUACAGCUGAAGAAAUCAGAUCUUGGGAGUUUAAACAGCUUUACCAAGGCCUAACAAGGUUUGGGGAUGAUGAUUUCACUGUGACUUUUAAUUUAUUUAUUUCCUUUUUUUUUUUGAGGGUAGGGUGGAGAGUCUCAUUCUGUUACCCAGGCUAGAGUGCGGUGCUCACUGCAACCUGAAACUUACAGGCUCAAGCAAUCCUCCUGCCUCAGCCUCCCAAGUAGUCUAGACUAUAGGCGCAGGCUAUUACAUCUGGCUAAUUUUUCUAAUUUUUGUAGAGACAGGCUCUUGCUUUCACUCGGGCUGGUCUUGAACUCCUGACCACAACCAAUUUUCCAGCUUUAGCCUCCCAAAAUG
Molecule: messenger RNA, 7222 nt
Organism: Nycticebus coucang (slow loris)
Lineage: Eukaryota; Metazoa; Chordata; Mammalia; Primates; Lorisidae
Gene: MED23
Product: mediator complex subunit 23
Exons: 30
Coding region: 222-4352 (1376 amino acids)
Biological process (GO): positive regulation of gene expression; regulation of transcription by RNA polymerase II
Cellular component (GO): mediator complex; transcription regulator complex
Source: RefSeq, a predicted model, not a curated record